Molecule: messenger RNA, 2225 nt
Organism: Ceratina calcarata
Lineage: Eukaryota; Metazoa; Arthropoda; Insecta; Hymenoptera; Apidae
Gene: GAA1
Product: glycosylphosphatidylinositol anchor attachment 1
Exons: 10
Coding region: 60-2123 (687 amino acids)
Biological process (GO): attachment of GPI anchor to protein
Cellular component (GO): GPI-anchor transamidase complex; membrane
Source: RefSeq, a predicted model, not a curated record
ACAGUCAGUCAGUCAGUGUCAGUACCGUCGUACCGUCAGUACGAAUGGUGUAAUCGAACAUGGGGUUGUUGACGGAUCCUAGGGCAGGAUCUGGAAAGAUAAUCAAAUUCCUACUAAAAUGGGAACGACCGCUCUGCGGACUUUUGUACAUCAGCGGCAUUGUUUGGAUAUUACUCCUCGCUUUACCUACGUUUAACGACAACACUUAUUUCUCUGAGAAUGCUUUAUUACCAGGUUUGGUGACGAAAGAGAGUAAUCUCGAACAAACGGCGAAACAGUAUUAUGCAUAUUUAGUUAAUGAAAUGAAACGGCACCCUGAUGGAAUGCCGUAUGCAUGGCUAGCUGCCAAACUGAAUCAGCUUCACUUGGACGUUUUCACACAUAAUUUCACAUUGGUAUAUCCCUUCCAAGAGCUGCAGUUUACAGGGCAAAAUAUCUAUGGAAUUAUUAGAGCCCCGAGAGCAGCUAGCACUGAAGCGAUCGUAGUUAGCGUACCUUUCAGGCCAAUUCAUAGCAUUUAUUUGGAUACUGCACCUUCUGUUGCUCUUCUUCUAGCAUUUGCUAAAUUCUGUAGAAAGCAAAAAUAUUGGGCAAAGGAUAUCAUAUUUCUAAUAACAGAGCAUGAACAAUUAGGAAUACAGGCAUGGUUGGACGCUUAUCAUGGAGUCACAAGCGGUAACGAGGGUGUACUUGUAUCAGGAGAUCUUCCUGGUCGCGCUGGUUCCAUUCAAGCUGCUAUAAAUUUGGAAAUACAUUCGACGAGAGUUUCGUACAUCGAUGUUAAGAUAGAAGGAUUGAACGGGCGGCUACCCAAUUUGGAUCUCUUUAAUUUAGCGCAGAACAUGAUAGCCAAGGAAGGAAUUCGACAAUCGUUUCAAAGACGGUUCGAUAUUAAAUAUAAAAAUAAAUUUAAGAAUUGGUCAUACCACUUUAAUACGCUUCUCAUGAUGAUCAUGACUCAAGCUACCGGAGUUCCAACUGGGAACCACGGACUUUUCCACAGAUUUGGUAUAGAAGCAAUUACUCUGGAAGGUUUUGAAAAGGCUGGACAUCAGAGUGGUGAUGAGAAUCUUUAUCAAGUCGGGUGCAUCAUAGAGAGCAUAGUGCGAUCGCUAAAUAAUUUAUUAGAACGUUUUCAUCAAUCUUAUUUCUUUUAUUUGCUUCCAUCGACUGAUACUUACAUUUCCAUUGGACUUUACAUAAGAUCUCUGGUAUUGAUUAUCGCUGCGAUGUUCGUGAAAGCAUUUUCCAUGUGGCAAAAGCUACAACCAAACAAAACUACUGAUGACAAGAAGGAUAAUGAAUCGAAUUCCAUGGACGACAAGAAAAACGGUGAAUCGAAUUCUGAUAAAAAAAGCGUUAAAUUGAAUUCUACGAAAGACGAGAAGAGUACGGGACUGAGUUCCACGGGAAAUAAGAAAAUUAGAUUUAAUUCUGCAGAGGAUGAAAAGACCGUGGAUGUCAAGCAAAAGGAUGAUGGAUUCGAUAUUGGAGUCAUUGCUUCAGAGAUCUUGUGGGCACACAUUUGUGGAGCUGUAAUUACAACGUCACCGUCCGCGCUUACCUAUCUUGGUAAGAAAAUGGAUUUGCGUACGGAGGAUUCAAUGUUCUUUGGUUUCCUGGCAAUAUCAGUUUUAACGUUGAUAUAUCCAUUUUAUUCCCGAAGCCAAAUGAGGUAUAAGAACGCGAUUUUAGUCUGUGUAAUCGGAUUAAUAGAAUUUGGUACAGUACUAAUGUGUAUAGCGAUGCAUAACUUUUCUUUGGCACUUCUCACUGCUGUGCUCUACGUACCCGUUAUUCUACCGAUAGCACCGAAACAGAAUUCUACCAUAUUUCAUAAAACGCUAUCGUUAACGUGGAUACUACUACACCCGUUUGUGAUCGCGAAUUUAGUCGUAAUGAGUUACACAUAUAUGAACUUUUCUUCAGACUCGAUUUUAUCAAUUUUAUAUCGCGGUCAUCGCGCUACGAAGCAAGCGUUCGUCUACAGUAUCAUGGAUUCAAUGAUUUACGGAAAUUGGUUGUACAAUGUAACCGUUUCUACGAUGCUUCCUAUAUGGCUCCUAUUUUGGAAAAUUUUAUGUUCCAAUAGCGUUGUACAUUCCGAACAGUUGUGUAAAUAAAUUUUUUUUAUACUUAAGUCCACGUAUUUACGUCACGUAAAACUGUAUGUCGAAAGUAUCGUUUCUUUUAUUCUAUGAUUAAACAUUUUGAUUUCUCUUGAA